Lycium ferocissimum is the source of this 1825-nucleotide messenger RNA. Its product is annotated as probable nucleoredoxin 1. NCBI's taxonomy places the organism in Eukaryota, Viridiplantae, Streptophyta, Magnoliopsida, Solanales, Solanaceae. Gene Ontology annotation, molecular function: thioredoxin-disulfide reductase (NADPH) activity. The record is from RefSeq and is a predicted model, not a curated record. The transcript has 4 exons. The coding region runs from base 78 to 1646 and encodes 522 amino acids.
UUUUAACUUGCAUACACUACAAAACUUUGUUAUUAUCACAAAGAGAAAAAAAAGAAAGAAAGAGGCUAAAAAAGGAAAUGGCAGAGCAGGAUAAUCAUGAUUUGAUUAAGUUACUUGGUUCUUCAGACCGUGACUUUCUCAUUCGCAACAAUGGUGACCAGGUUAAGCUUGAUACUCUAAAGGGGGAAAAUAUUGGUUUGUACUUCUCAGCAUCAUGGUGUGGUCCAUGCCGACGUUUCACCCCGAAUUUGGUAGAGGCGUACAAUGAGCUCCUAUCAAAAGGAGACUUUGAAGUUGUUUUCGUUACUGCUGAUCAGGAUGAUGAAUCAUUUAACGCGUACUUCUCUAAAAUGCCUUGGCUUGCUGUCCCAUUUUCUGAUUCCGAAACACGUAAACGUCUGGAUGAAUUGUUUGAUGUUAACGGAAUACCCCACUUAAUGAUCCUUGAUGCUAGUGGGAAGGUAGUGACAGAUAGCGGGGUUGAAAUCAUCGCUGAGCAUGGUGUGGAAGGUUACCCUUUCACUCAAGAAAGGCUAAAUGAAAUUAAAGAGCAAGAAGAAACCGCUAAAAGAGAACAAUCUUUGAAAUCUAUCUUGGAGUCACAAUCAAGAAACUAUGUAAUUGCAGCUGACGGAAGGAAGGUACCUGUUGCUGAGCUUGAAGGAAAGAUUGUAGGCCUGUAUUUCUCAAUGACCUCUUUCGAAGAAUGUGGAUCGUUUACUCGGAAGCUGAUCGAGAUGUAUGACAAGUUGAAGGCACAGAGGGAGAACUUUGAAAUUGUGAUGAUUCCCCUUGACGAUGAAGAUGAAGAGGAAUCGUUUAAGGAAGGGUUUGCAAGCUUGCCUUGGUUUUCACUUCCUUUAAAAGACAAGACAUGUGAGAAGCUAAUCCGAUACUUUGAGCUCUCUGACCUUCCUACCUUAGUCAUCAUUGGAACAGAUGGAAAGACUCUUCAUUCUAAUGUUGCUGAAGCCGUCGAGGAGCAUGGCAUCCUGGCAUAUCCUUUUACCCCCGAGAAAUUUGCUGAACUUGAGCAGAUAGAGAAAGCUAAGCGGGAAGCACAAACGUUGGAGUCGAUUUUGGUCAUGGGAGAUCUUGAUUUCGUCAUUGGAAAAGAUGGUGAAAAGAUUCUGGUGUCUGAUCUUGUAGGGAAGACUAUUCUACUUUAUUUCUCUGCACAUUGGUGUCCUCCAUGCCGUGGUUUUACGCCAAAGCUUAAAGAGGCAUAUGAGACGAUUAAAGCCAAAAAUGGUCCAUUGGAAGUGAUUUUCAUAUCCAGUGAUCAAGAUCAAGCCUCAUUUGAUGAAUAUUUUGCUACAAUGCCAUGGCUGGCUCUUCCCUUUGGUGAUGAAAGGAAGGCAUCCUUGAGUCGCCUAUUUAAAGUUCAAGGCAUACCAAAAUUGAUUGCUAUAGCGGCAUCAGGCAAGACUAUUACAACUGAAGCCAGAAAUUUGAUCAUGUCUCAUGGUGCUCAUUCUUUUCCAUUCACUGAGGAGCGUAUGAAGGAGAUUGAGGCAGGAAUUGCUCUAGAAGAGAAAAAGGAAAACGACAUGAAUCCUGAGGAAGAUCAAAAGGAGCAAGGCAAAGAGGAACAGAAAGCAAAUGAAGGAUGGAAUUGUGAUGGUGAAGUUUGUUUCAAAGGUUAAUUUGUUAUUAUGGUUCGGUGGUUUUAGUCUUACUUCAUGGCUAUGUUGUAUAAUGUGCCUUACUAUGUACUUAUAAGGCACAAUCAAUAAAGGUCACUUUGUGGUAAUGGUUUUGAAAUCGUUCUUUGUGAGACACUUUUAACUUGUCACUUUUGUGCAAUAAAAGUUUAAUUAAGCUU